GCAGUUCUGCUCGAGACCACGAGAACCCGCGAUAUAUCACCUGAAAUCAUGGCGUUGCUUAUGAGGUUGGCUACGCGCCAGGCGCUGUUGAGGCAUGUGCGCCCAUCGUCUAUCCUGAUGAAAGCCGCGGCGCCAAUGGCGACCUCGCCAUCGGAGCAGGCGAAGGCAUACUGGGAAAAGAACAAGGAGCUUGGGAGACCGGUGGCUCCCCAUUUAACCAUCUACAAGAUCGACUGGCACACACUACUCUCGGGUACUCAUCGGCUUACCGGAUUCAUCAUGUACACUGGUCUGGCAGCGAUUGCUGCUGCCACCCUGAUAGUACCCGCUUCUUAUCCCGCGUGGAUAGCAGCCAUCAAGACUUGGCCGAUCGCCAUACCUGCCAUCAUCUAUCCAGCGAAGGUCGGGGCCGCGUUCACCGUCUUCUACCAUCUCCUCAACGGCAUUCGGCACAUUGCAUGGGAUUUCGGAAAGGGAUUCGCAAUGAAGGACAUCAACAGGAGCGGAUAUGUUGCCAUGGGUCUCGCGCUCAUCCUAGCAGUGUUUGCGGCCACCAUUGUUCCUUCCAGCUAAGCUAGGUGGCGCUGGACCGCCCGUGUACGUACCUGGUGGCGCCGUGGCGAAUCUUACUGACAUGUGAUGGUAGAUAGUUUCCACUUCGAGGGCAGGCAAAGUAGAAAUUCCCGCAUCUGUCUAUGCAUAGUUAAUAUCAGCCAGUAUAUUCAGUAGUUCAGUGGUCGGUCACCCAUCUUGCUGUCUUGGUGUCGUGCCACAUCUAAGAAAGUUGCUGUAGUUCUCAUGAAAACCUAGUUGACUUAUCAGAGAUGUGUGUGCCCCAGCGGAAACGGACAAUCACUAUCGUGUGUAGUUUAUCUGUUGAUCAUCUAUUUGUCAUGACAGUAUCUAUUGAUUUUUGUUUUGCAUAGUUGGUGCAAUAGACACAUACCCGUUGGUUUCAUGUCUGUAUGGCCAUUCUGAACUGUCAUGUCGGAACAGCAGUUCACGUAAUCUAUACUCUAUACUGUUGGAAUUAGUUACAAACUUUUACAAUUAGCUGUGCUAGAACUUAACGUAUUCACACGAGAAUUUCCCGCUGCUGUAAUAGAUGUGGUUGUUUUUAUUGUGCAUAUUUAUUACAAAGGAUUGGUGUUGUAACAUAUUUCAGGUGGUCAGAGUUUAGAUGCUAGUCAUUGUGUUUCUCAAUACAUGAUAUGAUUGAGUUAUUCUGGAGAAGACCACGCCUGCUAUUCACAAUUUAUGCCGGUAACAGUUAUUUUGAAAACGUACGCAUUACUAUCACCGAUUAAUAAAUAAGAUCUGUACACUGUUA
This is a messenger RNA of Priapulus caudatus, 1330 nucleotides long. Its product is annotated as succinate dehydrogenase cytochrome b560 subunit, mitochondrial-like. Gene Ontology annotation, biological process: tricarboxylic acid cycle; mitochondrial electron transport, succinate to ubiquinone. The record is from RefSeq and is a predicted model, not a curated record. The coding region runs from base 49 to 573 and encodes 174 amino acids. The transcript is spliced from 5 exons. Gene Ontology annotation, molecular function: electron transfer activity; succinate dehydrogenase activity. Gene Ontology annotation, cellular component: membrane. Lineage: Eukaryota; Metazoa; Priapulida; Priapulimorpha; Priapulimorphida; Priapulidae.